AUGACAUGCCCGGGCAAAGAAGGUGGAGACCAUCGAUUUGUGGAUGUCUCCGUCUUCAAAAUGAGAGAUUCUUGCCAUGAAGAGCUUGAUGAACUUGACAAUAGCUAUUCUGAAGCCGAAUGUCCUACACCAAUUACAGCUAUUGAUCGAACAACACAAAACAACAUCAGCAUUGCAGAACAUAAAAUGAAUCAAUCCAUCAAAGAUCAUAUUUAUGGCUGCACAGAAGCAGGUUUGCAGCAAGACAAUGAUAGCUUAAAGAGUAGCAAGCAAGCCUCGACACAAGUACAUCAAAACAGUAAUGUACCUGCAACCAAGGAAUUCGGGAGAAAAGCCAAACAAAGAGUAUGCUCAAAUUGCCAAACCACAAGUACACCCUCGUGGAGAAGAGGUGACAAUGGAAAGUCUCUAUUAUGCAACGCAUGCGGGUUAUAUCAAAAACUGCACGGAAGAACGCGGCCUUAUUCCAUGGCAUCUAGUGCAAGAGCCAAAAACAUCAAAGAAGGACCAAAAACAAACACAUGUAUAUCAUGCAAUUGUGAAUUUUCAACCUUUGAAAUCAACGGCAGAUUGAUUAAUCUAUGUAAUGAAUGCCUUGCAUACACAAGAGGAGGCAAGUAUCCAGAGAACACAAUCAGGGAAUGUUAUCAAAACGGAUUUAAUACUAGCAUCCAAAUACAAGGAUACAAAGAUCUUUACAAUGAUGCACAUAGCCAAUACCAUAAGGUUUACAGUAGUCCUCCUGAAAGCAUAAUGUUUAGUGAAUAUGGUAACGCCUACAAUUAUUAUCAUCAGCAGAUGACAUGCAAUCCGGUUUAUGGCAUGUAUACAUCAAAUAUAGCAUACAAGCCUAUCAACGCAGAGUUUGAAUGUAAGAAUCAUUAUCCAAACAUUGUACAACAAGGCGGCUAUGGCGCCAGAGACUAUAACCAUAAGAAGCAAGCCUAUCCUAAAAAAUAUGAGUGUGACAAUGAUGUAAAUGAUUUAAAUGAUACAAACACAAGAUCAAACCUCUAA
Messenger RNA from Ordospora colligata OC4, 1017 nucleotides. RefSeq names its product GATA zinc finger domain-containing protein. Lineage: Eukaryota; Fungi; Microsporidia; Ordosporidae. The record is from RefSeq and is a predicted model, not a curated record. The coding region runs from base 1 to 1017 and encodes 338 amino acids. The transcript has a single exon. Gene Ontology annotation, biological process: negative regulation of transcription by RNA polymerase II; positive regulation of transcription by RNA polymerase II. Gene Ontology annotation, molecular function: zinc ion binding; DNA-binding transcription factor activity, RNA polymerase II-specific; RNA polymerase II cis-regulatory region sequence-specific DNA binding.